AUGGAAACAAAGUUUUGUUACUUUAACAACUACAAUGUUAACCAGCCUAGACACUUUUGUAAGGGCUGCCAAAGGUAUUGGACCUCCGGUGGGGCCCUCAGAAACGUGCCGGUUGGUUCUGGUCGACGGAAAAUGUCUAAGCCACCUUGCCAGGACUUGGCGGGGUUAUCAGAGGGUUGCUUGCUGGAUGCUUCUGGGGUGCGACAAUUUGAGUUUGACACGGUGGUGAAGGAGAGGCAUGUACAGAAAGGCAUUUUCCGGCAUCCUUUUCCGGCAAAGAGGAGGGAAAAAAUUUCAUUGCCAACAAGUAACAAGUCUUCAACUUUAUCCAAUUAG
Fraxinus pennsylvanica is the source of this 336-nucleotide messenger RNA. NCBI's taxonomy places the organism in Eukaryota, Viridiplantae, Streptophyta, Magnoliopsida, Lamiales, Oleaceae. The record is from the annotation of a GenBank genome assembly.